Messenger RNA from Spea bombifrons (plains spadefoot toad), 1930 nucleotides. Its product is annotated as beta-galactosidase-1-like protein 2. The transcript has 19 exons. Gene Ontology annotation, cellular component: vacuole. Gene Ontology annotation, biological process: carbohydrate metabolic process. Lineage: Eukaryota; Metazoa; Chordata; Amphibia; Anura; Pelobatidae. The record is from RefSeq and is a predicted model, not a curated record. The coding region runs from base 23 to 1918 and encodes 631 amino acids. Gene Ontology annotation, molecular function: beta-galactosidase activity.
AGCUGCGGCAGGAGCCGGAGACAUGAGGCGCGAGAGGCGGCGGAGGCUGGCGCUGCUCGCCCUGCUGCUGCUGGCGGGCUACCUGGUGCUGAGAUUCCGCGUUUUCGACUCUUUCCUGUUCAGAAUGCUGAGCCGACGCUCGGGGCUGCAAGCGGACGAGUCCCAGUUUAUCCUGGAUGGGACCCCGAUCAGGAUCCUGGGGGGCUCCAUGCACUAUUUCCGAGUUCCAGAGGCCCAAUGGAAAGACCGCAUGUUAAAAAUGAAAGCUUGUGGAUUAAAUACACUCACUACGUAUGUACCCUGGAACCUGCACGAGCCAAGAAGAGGGAAGUUUGAUUUCUCGCGGAACCUCGACCUCGGGGCAUUUCUAGAAACAGCAGCCGAUGUUGGACUGUGGGUCAUAUUAAGACCAGGACCCUACAUUUGUGCAGAGUGGGAUCUUGGAGGAUUGCCGAGCUGGUUAUUACGGGACAAGGACAUGCAGCUCCGGACCACUUAUAAAGGCUUUGCGGAUGCAACAGAGGCCUACUUUGACAAGCUGAUCCCAAAGGUGCUUUACUAUCAGUACACGAAGGGUGGGCCAAUCAUCGCCGUGCAGGUGGAGAACGAAUACGGAUCGUACGCCAUGGACUCCAAUUACAUGGAAUUUAUAAAGACAGCUCUCGUACGCAGAGGGAUCGUGGAACUUUUACUGACCUCCGAUAACAAAGACGGAAUCAGCUCCGGGAGUAUGGAAGGAGUUCUGGCCACCAUCAACUUUCAGAAGAUCGAGCCCAUUCUCUUCUCGUAUCUGGACUCCAUACAGAGUAACAAGCCGGUCAUGGUGAUGGAGUUUUGGACAGGCUGGUUUGACCACUGGGGAGGCGAUCAUCAUGUCUUUGAUGUUGAUCAAAUGAUUUCCACGGUGUCUGACGUCCUGAAGAAAGGAGCUUCUAUUAAUCUCUACAUGUUCCAUGGUGGCACCAACUUUGGCUUCAUGGCUGGAGCGCUUCACUUCCACGAAUACCGGGCUGAUGUCACCAGUUAUGAUUACGACGCUCCGCUGACCGAGGCCGGAGACUACACCACAAAGUAUUUCAGAUUGCGAGAGCUCCUGAGCGAGUUUCACGACGAGCCUCUUCCUCCGGCUCCUGUUCUGUAUCCAAAAGCCACGUACGGGUCGGUGGAGCUGAAACGCUGCCUGUCCCUCUGGGAUGUUUUGGAGUUUACAGGCGAGCCGUUCAGAUCAGCGGAGCCGGUGAACAUGGAGAACCUCCCCGUGAACGAUGGGAACGGGCAGUCGUACGGCUACACGCUCUACGAGGCCGUUAUAUACGGAGGAGGGAGGUUUCACACCAGGGGGAACGUACGCGAUAGAGCCCAGGUGUUUGUGAGCACCCAGUCCGUCGGAUCGGUUGACUAUAAAAAUCAGGAACUGACUAUCCCUGAGGUGCCAGGAUACAGGAAAUUGCAAAUAUUGGUGGAGAACUGCGGACGGGUCAACUAUGGGAACAAAUUAAAUGACCAGCGUAAAGGGCUUGUGGGUGAUGUGUUUCUAAGAGACAUCCCUCUGAGGAACUUCAAGAUCUACAGCCUCGACAUGAAUAACACCUUCAUCAGCAGUCUGGACACUUUUCGUUGGUCGCAGCUGUUGGAAGAGAAGAAGGGCCCCGUGUUCUAUCAGGGUUCUCUGCACGUCCGAAGUGCCCCACAAGACACCUUCCUCAGGAUGAAGGGAUGGAAGAAAGGAAUAGUCUUCAUAAACGGGAGGAAUUUGGGGCGAUAUUGGGAUAUUGGACCCCAAGAGACCCUUUAUGUACCAGGAAGCUGGAUACUGCCAGGGGUAAACGAGGUCACCAUAUUCGAAGAGUACGAAGCCGGCCCUUCUCUGUACACGGUGGAAACUCCUUUCCUUGGCAGAACGCAGUAUGUGGAUUAGCGGCGCUUUGCC